AUGCCAUUUGAUGCCCCCGAAUCUCAGAUUAUGACCGCUUCCAACGACGAGGCUGCCUUCCCUUCCAUGGAAGACCCCUUCGUUUCAAAUGGCGGGAAGCCAGCUGCCCCCCGCGACGCCCACCGAUACUCGUCCUUCGACACGCAGCUGUUCAGCCUCAAUGCUUCUUCGCCAGCACAGGCCAAGCGGGCCCUUGAGGCCCAUCUGGCGGAAACGGAACGUCGACUGGAGGAGGCAUCGAAACUCGGCACGGCCCUUAUCGAACAACAGCAGCAAUUGUCGGAGCAACUGAAGGAGGUCGAGCAACAGCAGGAUGACGGGGAGAUGGGUCCGGCGUUGCGACGCAAGCUCGCAGAUUUGGAGAAGGAGUAUAAUGAAAUCGGCCGUGAGUCGGCGCGUGCAUUUUUGGGACCUAAGCGUCUUGCAGGUGGAGUAGAGGAGACCCAGAUUGGGACACCCUCGUUUGAUCAAAAGUCCCCAUUGAGCCCCGCUUUGUUCGCUAGUCAAUCGACCAACUCUCCAAGCAAAGUCAGUGUUCCUUCACGCAAGCAGCGCAACCAGCCGUCGAAUCGUGUCCACGACAUCGAAUUUGCGACUGAAAUCUCCACUUCGCUUUUGGCCCAGGUUCGCCAGCUGCAGGCCCUUCUCGCGGAACGAGACGAAUCACUCAAGUCUGUUAACUUGGAAAAGUCGCGACUUGAGUUGGAAGCAGAGGGCUAUGCGCAGCGAAUUCGGGCACUUGAUGACAGCGAGCAGCGCUAUAAGGACGAGAACUGGUCUCUCGAAACGCAGGCACACGAGCUGAUGGCAGCUGUUAGGGACGCAGCCGAACGUGAACAGAAACUCAACAGCACGCUGACUACGUCAACUGAGGAGAAGCAUGAGGUGGAGCGAGAAUUGGAGGAGCUCAGACAGGCCAACGCGAGGUUGCUUGAGGAUCAGAGCCUCAUGCAGAAGGCGAAUGAUGCCGAAAUCAAUCUUCUGCGUCGGAACCUGAACGCCGGCGACGCGGAAAAGUCUGCACUUCACAAGAAGCUUUUAGAAAUGACCUCCCAAAACCAAGAGCUUGCCAAGGCGGUUGCUAUGCGACUCCGUGACCAUGAAACCCAGGGCUCUCGGGCUGUUUCAUACAGCAACGAGGACGAUGAGCGUGAGCACAUCACCCCUGAAAGUUCUCCGCCGCCUUCUCCCAACAAGUUCACUCCUCGCCAUGGCCAUUUGGAAUCGGAGACUCUGAAAAGCUCGCUCGGACAUGCUCACCGCAUGAUCCAGAACCUGAAGAGCACCAUUCACCGUGAAAAGACUGAAAAGAUCGAGCUGAAGCGCAUGCUGCAAGAUGCUCGUGAUGAAAUUGAGACUCGCCGUCGCGAGAGCGCUGUGCCAAAUGCGGCUAGCAAACGCCAAAAGACCAAGACUGAUUCGUCCCGAAAGCCUCCACGUCCAGAACUUCUGGGUGCAGGCCGGAAGGAGAAGUCGUUCGUUGAACUCCACGAUACCGAUUGGGAAGACAACGCUGGUCAACCUAGCCCUACUCGGACCCACGUCACGUCGAGGCCUACUACAGCCCGCGCUCAGUCUCCGGAUGAACCCAGUGAUAUCUACCAGACUGCUACCGAGGCGGAAGACGGCUUUGAAACGGCUAACGAGCGGGCCACUGCAACCGAGAGCGAAGCAUUCCAAACCGGCCUCGAGAGCAUGGCAGACGAUAGCAGCGAUUCAGCGGAUCUCACCGAGACCGAGAACAACGUCCAGACAACUCCGCGCAACAGCAACAGAGUGUCCUCCAUCGUUAUGGCCAAGACGCGCAACCGCGACUCAUACCACAGCACAGCCUCUGCCUCGUCCGACGAGGAGGACUUUGACCGAGGAUUUGGAUCUCCAACACAGAUGCACAUCUCCCGGCCCCGUGUCAAGUCCAAGCGCAGCAUUUCUAGACGCAUUCGCCCAUCUGGAGAGGCUACAUUUGCAUCCACGAGCCGCCCUUCGAGUGCACACGAAUCCCUGGCACAAAGCUUUGAGCAAGCGCCAGCAUCCCAGGAAGGCCAGAGCCUAUUCGCUGAACUUGCCGAGCUUGAUAGCACUGAGGACGACGGAGAAGCAACUUCUCAGGCUUCAACCCCUCGCAUGGAACCCACUGCUGGUUCACGCAGGCCCUCGGAUGCAAUGCUGGACGCGCCGCCCAGACCCACCAUGGUGGAUUCCGGUGUUAUGACUGAACCUUGGGAGCCCUCAACCGUUGGCGCCGGCUUUGCUGCUGGCGCUGGUCUAAUUGCUGGAGCUGCUACUGGUGCUCUUGCUACUCAAGUCGCUGAGUCUGGAGACGGAGAGAUUGCAGAGGAUCCUCAGUCGGUCAGCUCAGGAACACAGUGGACUUCGCAAAAGCCUUCGCCUGCUGAUGGCGACCACAUGGCAAAUGUCGCUACCUCGCCUCAGAUGCUCUGGGAUGAGCAAGCGCAGCAAAAUGUCCUUGCUCAACACAACCUUCCAGAAAUGGGCAUGGCAGACGUGUCAUCUCAACAGACCAUGCCUCUUGCGCCCAAGCGACCUGAACUCAGCGUUUCUUACAUCAACGGAGGUAUCACCACUCCAGUGAAGUAUGAGCUGCCCACGCCGGAAGUGCCGGAAAUGACGAUAUCUUCGAUCUCAACCCAGACCACUCAUCCCGUUCUACCAAAGGUUCAUGUGCCUGAACCAAUCAUCAAACAUGUUGAUGUCAUCAAAUACGUUGAGCGUGAGCCGGAACUGCCCGAGUUGACCUUCUCCUCCAUCACCACCCAGUCCACUACACCUGCCAAAGCAACCCUUGCCGUGCCCGAGCCUGUCAUCCAGUACGUUGAAAUAAUCAAACACGUUGAGCGCGAGCGUGAAGUACCUGAAUUGAGCUUCUCGUCUGUUGCAUCUCAGUCGACUGCACCUGUGCACGCGGUCCAGGCUACUAUCCCUGUACCAGAGCCCAUUGUCAAAUACGUGGAUGUGAUUAAGCACGUUGAGGUUGAGCGAGAGCGUGAGAUCCCAGAGUUGACCAUCGCUUCCAUCGAGAAUCACUCUACUGUCCCCGUGAAGGCCAUUCUAGCCAAGGCGGAGCCCAUCAUCGAGUACGUUGAUGUGAUCAAGCACGUUGAGGUUGAACGAGAGCGUGAGAUCCCAGAGUUGACAAUCGCUUCCAUCGAGAAUCACUCUACUGUCCCCGUGAAGGCCACUCUAGUCAAGGCAGAGCCCAUCAUCGAGUACGUUGAUGUAAUCAAGCACGUCGAGCGUGAGCGUGAGGUGCCUAAAUUUACCAUCUCGUCCAUCGACAACCACUCCACUGCUCCUGUGGAGGCCACCAAGGCGGCCCCUGUCAUCGAAUACGUCGAUGUCAUCAAGCACGUCGAGGUUGAGCGUGAGCGUGAGAUUCCAGAGCUGAGCUUUUCUUUUAUCACCACCCAAUCCACUGCCCCCAUCAAGGCAGCUCUUCCUGAGCCUCAGCCGCCUGUCAUUCAAUACGUCGACGUCAUCAAACACGUUGAGCGUGAGCGGGAGGUGCCCAAUUUGACUGUCUCUUUGCUUGACCCUGCAUACACUGUGCCUAUUGUUUCGAAGCCCCGCGUUGUCCCUACGCCGGCACUGUCGUACUCCUCUGUGCGCUCCGUUGAAACCCAACCAGUGCGGUCUACACUGCGUGUCAUCCCUGCGGCUGUAGACUUCUCUACUCAGACCGAGCCGGAAUCAAAAGCAACCGGAGCUGUUGUGGCUGUGCAUGAAGACGAGCCCGCUAAUGCCACUCGCAGUCUGGACGGCGCAGGUAACAGUGAUCAGCUUAAUGGUGCUGGUCUGGCUUUGAACGACAUCUCUGGUAACAGUCUUGGUCGUGCUGCUAAACGGCUUUCUAGUUCCGUCAUCAUGGACCAGGGGUCUCAGACUAUUCUUUCCUCGAAGCAGAUUGACCAGAUUCUCUUGGAACGUUCCUCGCGCCCGCUAUCCUCGGACAGCCAGGUGACGGACCGCUCCAAGGAGAAUGCCUCGGUCACCACUACUGCGUCCUCCUACACACCUAAGCCCGCUGUUCGGCCUCGCCUCUCACAGAUACAGUCUACGAAGUCAACGCCCCGCCGACCUACCAGCGCCACCAGUCAAUUGUCCAAUGUCAGCACCUAUCCCCCGCUGCCUGUCGACCACCGGGAAGCCAUCAUGGCAGCCGAAAAGAAAUCCAUCGACGUGGCGCCUCCAUCCCCUACCUCUGUCAUGGGUCCACCUUUGGCACCCGCCUCUGCAUACCGCAUGAACUCCCAGCGCCCGUUAACGCCAAGCGAACAAGCUGCGCGGGCCGGAUCCGCAAGAACUGUUUCUUCCCAGGCCAAGAUGAGACGAGGAAGCCAGAGUCAAAUGUCUCGACGAUCCUCGGUGUCAUCAUUCGCAUCCGAGCUCGAAGAGCGUUUCAAUAUGAACCCCCAUGCCGGGCCCAUGCCACAGGGCUACGGGCCCAACACUGAUCCUCGCAUGAUCCAGGCUAUUACACAGACCAUGAUCGGCGAGUUCCUUUGGAAGUAUACUCGCAAGACUGGUUCAUCAGACAUGUCCUCGACACGACACCGACGAUACUUCUGGGUCCACCCAUACACCCGUACAUUGUACUGGAGUACACAAGACCCGCAAACUGCCGGAAAGAGUGAGAUCCGCACCAAGAGUGUGCCGAUCGAGGCUGUCCGAGUGCUCCCCGAUGAUAACCCAUAUCCCCCGGGUCUUCACUGCAGGAGCUUGGAGGUUGUCAGUCCUGGCCGACGGGUUCGGUUCACGGCUACGACGAGCCAGAGACACGAGACUUGGUUCAACGCAUUGUCAUACCUGCUUCUGCGGGAGACCAACGACAAAUGCGAAGACAGCAACAGUGUAACUCUCGACGAUAUCGACGAAUUCAACCCCCCAAGCUACAACUCUGGUACUCGCCAAACUGCCCGCAUGUCGUUCUCCUCCCACAACAGCCGCACGGUCCGCAAGCAGCAGCAGCGCGCCGCCUCGGCCAUGUCGAUGCGAUCCGCCGGAACUCCCGGCGGCCGAGCAUCGCCAGCACUGAGCUCCCCCGUGCCAAACUCUACGUUGCAAGUUCCCGACGGUCAACGCUCCUCUUCCCGACUGAGCACAAUCUCCAGCUCGAUCCGGGGCUCUAUUGCAAGCUUGAAGGGUCGACAUGGCCAAUCUCCCAGCAUGCACAACGAAAGUCUCCACGGCCAAGAAAGUGCCGAUGACCUCAGACAUGUCAUUGAGAUUCAAGAACAAGAUCGACUCGAGAAUGUCCGCGCUUGCUGCGAUGGAAAGCACGACGUUGGCUCCCUCUCUCGCACAAGUCGCUAUAGCCCGCGAGUCGAUCGCAUCCACUCACCCCAUCCUCACUGA
Molecule: messenger RNA, 5373 nt
Organism: Penicillium soppii
Lineage: Eukaryota; Fungi; Ascomycota; Eurotiomycetes; Eurotiales; Aspergillaceae
Product: putative nuclear migration protein (ApsA)
Exons: 2
Coding region: 1-5373 (1790 amino acids)
Biological process (GO): maintenance of protein location in cell cortex; establishment of mitochondrion localization; dynein-driven meiotic oscillatory nuclear movement
Cellular component (GO): mitochondrion; cell cortex
Molecular function (GO): phospholipid binding; tubulin binding
Source: RefSeq, a predicted model, not a curated record